AUGGCAGCGGUGGAGGAAGCUGAUGCCGUCGCCGGCGGCGGCCGCGGCCGCGGGCGCCUCCAGAACUUCACUCUGUAUGCGGCUCGAUCGAUGUUUUUUGUAGUCGGAAGCGAUGAAAGCAGGAAACAGUGGAGAGUUCUGAAGAUUGAUAGGUCGCAACCUUCUGAGUUGAACAUCUAUGAGGAUCCCAUCACAUACUCGAAAAGUGACUGCAAAUGUUUGCUGGAGCAAUUAGAUCAUGAGAACAAUGUAACUGGUGGACUCAACAAGAUCACUGUGUGCUAUGGGAUUGUUGGGUUUGUCAAGUUCUUGGGCCCUUACUACAUGUUGCUCAUCACUGGGAGGAAGAAGAUUGGUGCCAUCUGUGGCCAUGCCAUCUAUGCUGUCACCAGAAGCCAAAUGAUUUCACUUUCAGAUUCUGCUCAAAGCUCCUACCUGCCCUUUGUUGGGGCUGAAUACAGAUACAAGAGGCUGUUACGUGCAGUGGAUCUGACAAAGGACUUCUUCUUCAGUUACUCCUACAACAUAAUGUGCAGUCUUCAGAAGAACAUGUGUGAUGGUGUGCCAGAGGAAGCUCUAUAUGAGACCAUGUUCGUCUGGAACGAGUUCUUGAGUUGCGGUAUCCGCAAUCAUCUCAAGAACACCGCGUGGACUGUUGCAUUGGUACAUGGAUCUUUCAAGCAGGGCAAACUUUCUCAUGCCGGCAAAGAUUUCACAUUCACUCUCAUUGCCCGACGAUCUCGACAUUUUGCUGGCACCAGGUACCUGAGACGCGGUGUCGACGAGAAAGGAAGAGUGGCUAAUGAUGUUGAGACGGAACAAAUUGUAUUCUGCGAUCAACCCGAUGAGAUUUCCAGAGAAAUAACAUCUGUUGUGCAGAACAGAGGAUCCAUACCUCUGUUCUGGUCUCAGGGAACUCGAAGACUAGGAUUUAAGCCCGAUAUCAUCUGUAAGUUGCAGUGA
Molecule: messenger RNA, 963 nt
Organism: Musa acuminata AAA Group (dessert banana)
Lineage: Eukaryota; Viridiplantae; Streptophyta; Magnoliopsida; Zingiberales; Musaceae
Product: phosphoinositide phosphatase SAC2-like
Exons: 6
Coding region: 1-963 (320 amino acids)
Biological process (GO): phosphatidylinositol dephosphorylation
Cellular component (GO): intracellular membrane-bounded organelle
Molecular function (GO): phosphatidylinositol-3,5-bisphosphate 5-phosphatase activity
Source: RefSeq, a predicted model, not a curated record